Messenger RNA from Drosophila bipectinata, 3414 nucleotides. RefSeq names its product tolloid (gene tld). NCBI's taxonomy places the organism in Eukaryota, Metazoa, Arthropoda, Insecta, Diptera, Drosophilidae. The record is from RefSeq and is a predicted model, not a curated record. Gene Ontology annotation, molecular function: zinc ion binding; calcium ion binding; metalloendopeptidase activity. Gene Ontology annotation, biological process: proteolysis.
CUGGUGCUGAUGGCACGAUGCUGGACUGUUACCUACCUGAAAUAUUCCUUUACAAAUAUGAGAGAUAUAUUUCGGCAUUCGCGGGCCACGAGCUCUCAGUUAGAACUUUGAAUUGGCCAAAGCAACUUCGGUGACCGAGGAACGAGCCCCUAGAAUUAAAUUCCAGAAAUUAGCGAAAAUGUGCGAAAUGCCAUUGAAAAUGAAAGCCAAAUUAGUUGUAUUCCUUGUGAUCCCAGUUUUUCUACUGGACUUGGCUGAUACUAUGAGACUUAGCCAGGUGGAGGAUAGCGAGUGUGAUUUCGACUUCAAAGAACACCCAGAGGACUUCUAUGGCAUGCUGGAUGCCGUGCAGGUGCCAGAUCAGGAUGUGAAGGAUACCUAUCACUGGAAACUGCCGGAGAGAACCAGAGCCAGACAAUCAUUUGGAAGACGCCGGAAACAGCCUCAUAAGUUGCGAAUCAAAGCCAGGUCGCGAUUGAGAUUACCACCACCGCCUUUGCUCUGGACAGAUGACGCUGUAGAUGUCCUGCAACCCAGUUACUUACCCAGUCCUGAGCCCGUCCAGCACCGGCACCGGAGGGCUGUAACUGUGCGGAAGGAGCGCACCUGGGACUAUGGGGUUAUCCCGUACGAAAUCGAUAGCAUCUUCAGCGGCGCCCACAAGGCGCUCUUCAAGCAGGCCAUGCGCCACUGGGAGAACUUCACCUGCAUUAAGUUUGUGGAGAGGGAUGCCAAGCUCCAUGCCAACUAUAUAUACUUUACGGUCAAGAAUUGUGGAUGCUGUUCGUUUCUGGGAAAGAAUGGCAAUGGUCGCCAGCCCAUUUCCAUAGGACGAAAUUGCGAGAAAUUCGGUAUAAUUAUCCACGAGCUGGGGCAUACCAUCGGCUUUCAUCACGAGCAUGCUCGCGGCGACCGGGAUAAGCACAUUAUCAUAAACAAGGCCAACAUAAUGCGCGGCCAGGAGUACAACUUCGAUGUAUUGUCCCCGGAAGAGGUGGACCUGCCCCUGUUGCCCUACGAUUACAACUCUAUUAUGCACUACGCCAAGAACUCGUUUUCGAAAAGCUCAUAUCUGGACACGAUUACUCCCAUUGGAAUACCACCUGGAACGCAUGUGGAGCUGGGUCAGCGAAGGCGUCUAAGUCGCGGCGACAUAGUACAGGCCAACUUGCUGUACAAAUGCGCCAGCUGUGGCCGCACUUACCAACAGAAUUCUGGCCACAUAGUGAGCCCUCACUUCAUGUACUCCGCCAACGGAGUGCUCAGCGAAUUCGAAGGGAGUGGCGGUGGCGAAGGGGAAGCCUCCGACGGAGUUACUGACUUUGAUGCCUCUAUGGCCAAUUGCGAAUGGCGGAUAACCGCCACCAAUGGGGAACGGGUCCUGCUUCAUAUCCAGCAGCUGCAUCUGCUGAGCUCCGAGGAUUGUUCGCAGGAUUACCUGGAGAUCAGGGACGGCUACUGGCAUCGUUCGCCGUUAGUGCGUCGUCUCUGUGGGAACGCGAGCAAAGAGGUCAUCGCCACCCAGACGAGUCGCAUGCUCAUCAACUACGUGAACCGGAAUGCGGCCAAAGGUUACAGGGGGUUCAAGGCCAGGUUUGAGGUGGUCUGCGGAGGAGAGAUAAAGCUGACCAGAGAUCAGUCUAUAGACUCACCGAACUAUCCUCUGGACUACAUGCCCGAUAAGGAGUGCAUAUGGAAAAUAUCUGCUCCUGAAAACUACCAGGUAGCACUCAAGUUCCAGAGCUUCGAGCUGGAGAAACACGACACCUGCACCUAUGACUUUGUGGAGAUUCGAGAUGGUAACCGAAGUGAUUCCCGGUUGAUAGGUCGCUUCUGUGGUGAUAAGAUCCCGCCGAAUAUAAAAACUCGCACCAAUCAGAUGUACAUCCGGUUCGUUUCGGAUGGCUCCGUGCAGAAAUUGGGCUUCUCUGCCGCCCUCAUGCUGGACGUGGACGAGUGCAAGUUCACGGACCACGGAUGCCAGCACGUAUGCAUCAAUACAUUGGGCAGUUACCAGUGCGGCUGUCACGCUGGAUACGAGCUCCAAGCAAAUGGGAAAACUUGCGAAAACGCUUGCGGUGGAGUCGUUGAUGCCACCAAUUCCAAUGGCUCGCUGUUCUCGCCAUCCUACCCAGAUCCCUAUCCCAACGCCAAGCAAUGUGUGUGGGAGGUGGUGGCUCCGCCGAAUCAUGCCGUCUUCUUGAACUUCACCCACUUUGACUUGGAGGGCACAAGGUUUCAAUACACAAAGUGCAACUACGACUAUCUCGUUAUCUACUCCAAGCUUAAGGAUAAUCGGCUAAAAAGGAUUGGUAUUUACUGUGGAAACAAUCUUCCUCCGGUGGUAAAUUCCGAGCAGAGUGUUCUGCGUCUGGAAUUCUACUCGGACAGAACGGUGCAAAGAAGUGGAUUCGUCGCCAAGUUUGUGAUAGAUGUAGAUGAAUGUGCUAUAAAUAACGGAGGCUGCCAGCACAGGUGCAAGAAUACCUUCGGAUCCUACCAGUGCAGCUGCCGGAACGGCUACAGUCUAGCCGAAAAUGGCCACAACUGUACGGAGACGCGUUGCAAGUUUGAGAUUACUAGUUCGUACGGUGUGCUGCAGAGUCCAAACUACCCCGAAGACUAUCCCCGGAAUAUAUACUGCUACUGGCACUUCCAAACUGUUCUGGGUCAUCGCAUUCAAUUGACUUUUCAUGACUUUGCUGUGGAGAGUCACCAGGAGUGCAUCUAUGAUUAUGUGGCCAUCUAUGAUGGGAAAUCGGAAAACAGCUCUACUCUGGGAAUCUACUGUGGUGGUCGGGAACCUUACGGAGUAAUUGCUUCCAGCAAUGAGAUGUUCAUGGUCUUGGCCACAGAUGCGGGAUUACAGAGAAAGGGAUUCAAGGCCACCUUUGUUUCGGAGUGCGGUGGCUAUCUCAGGGCCACUAACCAUUCACAGACCUUCUAUUCGCAUCCGCGUUACGGAAGUCGACCCUAUAAACGAAACAUGUACUGCGAUUGGCGAAUCCAAGCGGAUCCGGAGAGCAGCGUCAAAAUACGUUUUCUACAUUUUGAGAUUGAAUACUCGGAAAGGUGUGACUAUGACUUCCUGGAGGUCACCGAGGAGGGUUACUCUAUGAACACCAUACAUGGUAGAUUUUGUGGCAAGCACAAGCCGCCCAUAAUCAUUUCCAAUUCGGACACACUUCUUCUUCGGUUCCAGACUGACGAAAGCAACUCCCUCAGAGGUUUUGCCAUUUCAUUCAUGGCUGUUGAUCCUCCUGAGGAUUCCGCUGGAGAGGAUUUUGAAGCAGUCACACCCUUCCCGGGCUACCUCAAGAGCAUGUACUCCUCGGAAACUGCAAGCGACCUGCCGCGAGCCCACAUCCUGCCGCCCAGCAGGCUAAUGUAGGAAUGUGUUUAAGUUUUAUUGUU